AAAACUAGUAUUAUUUGUUGCGACGUGUGGUAGCCCUGUCUAGUGACUAGAAAAAAUCAGUGUUGUUAUUGUUGCUGAAUAAAUUAAAAAGUGUUGCAAAAUUCGUACAAUUGGUGAUUUCGGGUCAAGCAGAAAUGUCCAAAGCUAAAAUAAUCGAAUUGGACGAGACGAACACUUGCGAAUUUUGUUGCAAUGCUUUGGCCAAGUAUACGUGCCCCAAAUGCCAGUCAAAAUACUGCACAUUGGUGUGCUACCAAUCGGAGAAGCAUUUGCAGUGUUCUGAGGAGUUUUACAAGGAUUGUAUAGUUAAGGAAUUAGCACAGGAGGACAAUGAAGAAGCCAAGAAAAAAAUGUUGGAGAUUUUGAAACGAAGUCAUUUGGAGGAAGAGGAGUUGGAUUCGGACGAUGAUGACUUUGCUGAUAUUGCAGAUAGACUGGCAGGGGUUGAUUUGGAUGACGCUGAUCAAGUAUGGGAAAAAUUGACCAAAGAUGAGCAACAGGAAUUUGUCGCAUUUCUAAAGUCCGAGGAUGUGACAAAAUUAAUCCCAUCGUGGGAACCUUGGUGGUCCCAUAAAUCCCCAAAUGUGGAAGAAAUCGAGUCUUGCCAACUGUACAAAUCUGAAUGUCCCCAGUUGAUAAAAAUUCGUGAUUUUCGAGAAAUUUCGAAAAAAAAUCCGGCCGAUUGCGUCAAAUAUAAUUUGAUCAACGUCCUGGCAGCGUACGCUUUUGCCACUCGUUACUUCAAUGGUGAACAUCACGACUUCGCCAAGGAGGUGAUUAGCUGUGUUGUUACAAUUUCUCUCACGUUGAAAAACAAUCAGAAUUUCGACGACUACGAAAGCGCGGUCAAAUCGGUCGAAUAUGAGUCGAUAAUGAGUGAUUGGAUUGUGGCCGAUGGCGAAAACUUUAAAUUAUUACGAGACGAUUUGGAUAAAAUUCUCGAAGGUCCAAAUGCAACGGAACGAAAUUUUUACGUAUUGUGUGCCCUUUCGGACUUGCAUCGACUACUCAACACGGCCAGUGUGAAAAAAACGGAAAAGAAAUCAUCGUUUAGUAAGAAUUUCCCGAAUGAUUGUUUCCCAGAGGUGAAACUAGAAUCGAAAAAUAAAAUUAAAACUUGUCUCAGAAAAAUCGAUUAUUUAUUAUCAUUUGCCAAAGAUUUUGCGUUGUGAUUGAAUUAUUUCUUAAUAAUUUGUGGUUUAAAAUCGGGCUGAACGACUUUAGCCAAGAGUUCGGCAUACAUAUCCAAUCUUUGCGUCAUCUGUAAUGAUUUUGUUAAAAAAUUGAAACAAACCGUGGUUUUAUUUAUUACCUGGAAACUCCAAUGGUCCCUAACUUGCCGACACAGAUUCAAGUCCAGUUCGGCUAUCAAUAACCCGGUUUUGUCCCGAGAUAAUCCCUACAAUUAACUGUGAACAACUAUUUUUUAAAUUAAAUAAUUACUUGUGAUCUUGAGCCAUCGGGGGCGGCUAUGUAACUUGAGCCAUAGAAAUGUCCGAACUCUUUAUGGGCGGGUUUGCCAUCACCGGAAGUGAAUUCAGUUUCGAAAAUCUCAGUGCCAACGCGAUUAAUAGCACACGUGAAGUAGCUAUUGGCAAUGGCCGCAUUUCGGGCCUCGAUGCCCCACAAAGGCUCGCUUAAGUUACCAACAGUUGCCGACGGAUUGAAGACGAUUUCGGCACCAUUUAGGCCAAACAUUAACCAAUUGAGCGGGUGGUGGCGCCCGUAACAGAUAUUUAUAGCGAUUUUGCCAAAUUCCGUCUAAAAUAUUUCUUUAAUGAAACACUCUGUAUAAACCUAACAAUUGGGGAAAUAUAGUCUAAGUCACGCCCAACAAAGCUGCGAAAGCAAUUUUGCGUUUUCUUUACAAAUAAGGGCACAAUUGACUUUUCCCAGAAAAAGUGGCCACCCGGUAUGCACAACUUCACCUGGAAAACAGGGUGCCCGGUAUUUCCCUCAAAAUAGUAAGUCGAUUCGUUAAAAUCCCCAACCCUGGGUAUGUGAUUUUUGCGGUGUUUCCCCAAAAAAUCGCCAUAAUUGUCAAUAACAACGGCCGUGUUCCAAAUCGUUUGGCCAUGCACUUCGUCACGUUCCAAAAUUGGAGAAAUUACAACCAUGUUGUAACGUUUCGCCAACUAAAACAAUCGCUUUAUUGUGUGCCCUGACCUGGCCUAAUAUUUUACUUGUUGCAAAAAAAUCGUAGUAGGCCCGAACUCGGCCACCUCUGCGUAUUCGCACCACGGUUGUUUUUCGCGCGUGCAGAACGCAAACGGCAUAUCUUUGAAAAAAUAAAAGACAGUCGAGGGAAUAUUUUGUUUCGGACUUACUCCAAGCCUCCUGGAAACAAAAUAUAUUGACUCCUCCUUUCGCAGCCGUCUCGAUUGCGUUUUGGGCCAAUUUGUAAAGCCCGUCUCGCAUCUCCUUGAUGGGAGUGUUGGGAGGAAGGGGUAGUUUGUGUUGGAAAAUGCCAACACGGACGAUUUUCGGUGGUCUUAGCUGUUCAGGUGAGGCCUCGAAGCGACAAGAGACCAGCUCAAGGUCAUAAUCGUUUGCUUUUGUUUCGGCAUCCGAUAAAUCGAGUUUGCUGUAGUUUGUUUUAAUUUUGGUCGUUCUGAUUGGACGCUUACCUUGUCGGUUUGCCGUAUAGCACGUUUCGGAUGUUUUGGUAAUCAUCAGGGGGGAGUUUCGAUAGGAUUUUUUCAAUGCUGGUGAAGUGUUGUUGAGAAGACAUGUUGAAA
Tribolium castaneum (red flour beetle) is the source of this 2738-nucleotide messenger RNA. RefSeq lists its product as uncharacterized. The coding region runs from base 135 to 1172 and encodes 345 amino acids. The transcript has 5 exons. The record is from RefSeq and is a predicted model, not a curated record. Lineage: Eukaryota; Metazoa; Arthropoda; Insecta; Coleoptera; Tenebrionidae.